AUGUCAACAUCUAAACUUUUCACACCUCUCCGCGUGGGCCAAUCAACCCUCUCCCACCGCCUAACCAUGGCCCCCAUGACCCGUCUCCGCGCUUCAAACACCCACACCCCCCUCCUCCCCCUCGUAAAAGACUACUAUCGCCAACGCGCCUCUGUUCCAGGCUCCCUCCUCAUUACCGAAGCUACCGUCAUCUCCCCCCGCCACGGCGGCUACACCAAUGUCCCCGGGAUCUACAGCGAAGAGCAGAUCUCCGCAUGGAAAGAAGUCACCAAUGCAGUGCACGAGAAGGGCUCGCAUAUAUACAUGCAGCUCUGGGCGCUGGGACGUACUGCGAAUCCCGGGUUUAUGAAGGAGAAGGGCUUAGACCUUGUGUCUAGCGGAGAUGUUCCCAUGAAGAGCAUGUUCAGUGGAGAAAUGCAUUAUCCCAGACCGCUAGCAGAAGAAGAAAUCCUCGCCGCAGUGAGAGAUUAUGCAGUCGCAGCGGAAAAUGCCAUAAAGGCAGGCUUCGACGGCGUUGAGAUCCAUGGCGCAAAUGGCUACCUUGUCGACCAAUUUAUACAAGACAUAUCCAACAAUCGUACUGACACCUGGGGCGGUACUAUUCCCAACCGCUCUCGCUUCGCACUAGACGUUACCCGCGCUGUCACAAAGGCCGUGGGUAACGAUAAGACUGCCAUCCGACUAAGUCCCUGGAGCAGAUUCCAGGAUAUGCGCAUGGAAGACCCUAUCCCGCAAUUCUCGCAUCUCAUCGAGAACCUGUCAGACCUCAAACUUGCGUAUCUGCAUCUGUGUGGGUCGGAGGCCAAGGCAUCUGGCGGAUCACUCCGUCCGUUGAUCGACAGCUAUAACAAGGCCGGCCCGGUUAUGGUUGCUGGUAAUUACACGGGUGAGACCGCGAUGAAGGCUGUUGAGGAGUACAAGGAUAAUGAUGUUAUGGUUGCUUUUGGGCGGCCGUAUAUUGCGAAUCCGGACCUGCCGUUUAGGGUUCGGGAGGGGCUGCCGUUAGCGGAGGUUAGGCAGGAGGGUGUUUAUGCGCAGGGUAAAGAGGGGUAUACGGAUUAUGGGUUCAGUGAGGGGUUUAAGGCGGCUUAUGAGUAA
Aspergillus ruber CBS 135680 is the source of this 1098-nucleotide messenger RNA. RefSeq names its product alkene reductase. The coding region runs from base 1 to 1098 and encodes 365 amino acids. The record is from RefSeq and is a predicted model, not a curated record. Lineage: Eukaryota; Fungi; Ascomycota; Eurotiomycetes; Eurotiales; Aspergillaceae. Gene Ontology annotation, molecular function: FMN binding; NADPH dehydrogenase activity. The transcript has a single exon.